Molecule: messenger RNA, 1371 nt
Organism: Echinostoma caproni
Lineage: Eukaryota; Metazoa; Platyhelminthes; Trematoda; Plagiorchiida; Echinostomatidae
Source: the annotation of a GenBank genome assembly
AUGAAAUUCAAGCCCGACGUAGCGGAACAACUGGACUUCUCCACUCCCGCGAUCACUACGACUGUGGUCGAUGAACGCGGAAAAGCGGUGGUUGUGAGUCGACGAGCACCGGAACGGAAAGCCGGUGAGCAAUGUAAACGUCUGGUAAAAAUUAUACUGACCCAAAUUGUUUUACUUUUUGCUUUGGUCGGAUAUCUGAUUGGGGGUGGCUAUCUGUUUCGGGCAUUGGAGAUAGAGAAUGAAUCAUUCUUAUGCUACCAGAAACAGGAGGGUUAUCUACAAAAACUGAACUCAUCGGCAGCUCGCGUGAUCGGCACGGUGGAGUCCACGCUAGACAACGAUCGUCGGGACAGCCUAGUUCGUGAAAUUAUGGCCAAUUUUGCCGAUCAGUUGUUCAUUUUGGAUUUUCAACCUAGCACCGAUUGUUCAAUUAUUCUGGGUACGGACAACGGGGCCAAGUGGAAUCUGGCCAAUGCGAUCUUUUUCUGUGCCACUAUUGUGACAACCAUCGGGUACGGAAACAUCGCUCCGCUCACAUUUUGGGGUCGUAUCAGUUGUAUCGUGUAUGCCAUGAUCGGGAUUCCACUUAUGCUUAUCUAUCUGGCCAUAAUCGGUAAUUUGUUGGCCCGAAUAUUUCGUCUGAUCUACGUGAAUAUCGUCUGUUGUCGGUGCUUCUACGACGUGAUACGACGUAAACGUCAGAAGCGUCGUGAGCGUCUACAACGCUGGGAACAGGAUUUGCGGCAGCAUGAGGAAGAGGAGGCCAGACGUCGUGGAUUACCGGUACCACCGGCAAAAGUUCAACCAGCCGCGGUAGAUGAGAACGAGGACGAUUUUGAGGAGUCCGAUUUUUACCGCGAGAACAUAGUGGCGGUCCCUUUGACGGUGAGCAUUUUUGUGCUCGCCGGAUACACAAUGAUCGGAGCAGUUCUGUUCCCACAAUGGGAAGAAUGGAGUCUGGUCGAUUCGGCGUACUUCUCGUUCAUCACAAUUGCCACCAUCGGGCUCGGAGAUUUGGUCCCAGGCAUGGGACGCUUGACCGAGGCUGGAACCACUUUGGAACUGGUAAUUGGAGCACUCUACCUGAUUUUUGGUUUGGCUCUGGUCUCUAUGUGUAUCAAUCUAUUGCAAGCCGAACUGAUAGCAAAGAUCAAAUAUAUAGCGCGUUGCUGCAACGGUGGACGCAAAGAUGAAAUUGGUGAUGAGGAAGAGAUUGAAACAGAAAUUGACGUGGGAAGCAGCCUGAAAGAUCAUCAGACCGCUUACGNUUACGAAUUUACCGCAAUCGCAGGCGAAGAUGAGCCAAAAAUGCAAGUAGAAGGGACAGUUGUACCGUUCGAGUAUGAGAACGCCGGUUUCGCUGGCGAAUAG